AUGAUUGACGAGAAUUUGAUCCAUAAAUAUCUGGAUAAACAUAAUUCUCUCAACCCUUUUCUCCAUAGACUUAAAGAUAAUAAUAAGAAGAUGUUUCUCAUAACCAACAGUCCCUUCAAAUUUGUACCGUUCAGACACUAUGAUAUAGAAAGUGAUUGUCAGAAAUGGGAGAAAGUGUCGACUCUGGAGAGGGGGAACAUCUAUAUGGAGGGAACUGUUCAUCAGUUGCUUGAGAUGACGGGAUGGAAAGGCAACUCAAUUCUAUACUUCGGAGACCAGAUUUACAGUGAUUUGGCAGACAUUACGUUGAACUUCGGGUGGAGAACCGGCGCUAUUAUCGUUGAACUCGAAAGAGAAAUCAAAACUUUUAAUUCGGAGGACUUUAGAGAAGCUGUCAGUGCUUUACAGGCCUUACAACUACUUAUCGACGAAUCGCACAAAACUAAUGACAAUCAUCUGUUGGAUCAAUUGAUCCAACAAAGAGACGCUCUCAGUGAUUAUUAA
Medioppia subpectinata is the source of this 504-nucleotide messenger RNA. Lineage: Eukaryota; Metazoa; Arthropoda; Arachnida; Sarcoptiformes; Oppiidae. The record is from the annotation of a GenBank genome assembly.